AUGAAUCAGGAAAAUGGUGGCGGGGACGCGCAGGAGCUGGAAUUGAGAGCUCGAAUUAUGGAAUUGAGAAGGACAGUCCGUGGUCUUGAAAGGCGACAAAGAACUGCACUCCCGAUGGAACUUGAACCGAUCGUGGUGGCGAUGUUCUACGCAGUGGGACUCGAGGAAUUGAAUAGAGAACGCAGAGAACUCGACACUGCCGAGAGAUUCUACCGAGAUACCUAUCCCAACCUGUUGGAACGAUUAAACUUACAAGAAGAAAAUCAUGAGGUCCAGGAGCAUUUCAUUGACGCUGACUUUUUAAAUGCUGUAAUGGAACGUGCUCGUCAAAUGCAACAAUUCGGAGAGCAGCUCCUACGAGAACUUCAUGAAGUAGCAUUCAACCCUGUGGAAGUACCGCCCAAUCCACCUGUACCACCUUUGGAGAACGGUCGAAUCCCUCCGCCAGCAAUCCGCGAUUUUCCAGUGGCUGAAGCACAAGGGAAUCCGGACAUCGCACCUCAACAACGUGGGGCUCAGGAGUUUAUGGAAUGGUUUCUUGAAGAAAUGAAUGCUGCUCCGGAAAAUUUGAUUCAAGUUAUCCGUGUUGAUCCACGUCAAGAGGCUCAAGAAGACCCAGAAAACCGAAAUCCAGAAGAGCCACGUCAAGAGGAAGGUCAUGAAAACCAACCAGAUAUUCAGGAAGAACUACUCAAUCCGAUUGAAGUAGCGCGAGCAGGGAGACAUUUGAAUCAUGCUCAACUCCCUCGGCUCCAUAGACCUCCGCCAGCAAUUCGUCAGUUUCCAGCGGCUGGAGCACAGCGGAAUCCGGACAUCGCACCUCGACGACUUGGGGAUCAGGAAUUCAAAAUGAAUCAGCAAAGGGACGCGCAGGAGCUGGAAUUGAGAGCUCAAAUUAUUGAAUUGAGAAGGAGAAUCCCUGAGCUGGAAAUGCAACAAAACGCUGCUGUCCCAAGGGGAUUUGAACCGAUUGCAGCGGUGUUCUACGAAGUGGGGUUCCAGGAGUUGCAAAGACAACGCACAGAACUCGAUAAUGCUGAGAGACUCUACCGAGCUACCUAUCCCAAUCUGUUGGAACGAAUAGACAUACAAGAAAACAAUCAUGAAGUCCAGGAGCGUUUAAACGACAUUGAACGUGGAAUUGAUGUAAAUGAACGUGCUCCUCCUCGCUUGCAACAACUCGGAGAGUUCCCACCAGAUGUCCGGAUAGUACCACCCAAUCCGCCUGUAGUGGAACCUCGGAUCGUCGGAGAAAGCCGUCGGAGAAGAUGGGAAGAAAUUCAAAUUCAAUACCCAGAAAAUGGACCUUUGGAGCGUGAUGGAAUCCCUCUAAUCCCUCAGCUCCAUCUGCCUCGGCCUCCGCCAGCCGUUCGUCAGUUUCCAGUGGCCGAAGCACAAAGGAAUCCGGACAUCGCACUUCCACAAUUUGGGACACAUCAGGAUUUUCUUGAACAAAUUCUUGCAAGGCAAAGACGAGUAGAAGCUGCUGCACAUCGAGAAAAUCAAGAUCCAGAAAAUUUUAUUCAAGUUAUCCGUGCUGAAAAUCGACAAAAUCAAGAUGAACCACGUCAAGAGGAUCAAGAAGGUUCAGAAAACCGGAACCCAGAAGAGCAACGUCAAGAGGAAGGUCCAGAAAACCAAGAAGACCCUGAAAAUCAACCACAAAACUAA
Messenger RNA from Caenorhabditis briggsae, 1671 nucleotides. The transcript is spliced from 6 exons. The record is from RefSeq and is a predicted model, not a curated record. Bases 1 to 1671 code for a protein of 556 amino acids. Lineage: Eukaryota; Metazoa; Nematoda; Chromadorea; Rhabditida; Rhabditidae.